CGGCCCAUGAACUCUAGUUGUUGACUUCCUUCUGGAUGGAAAACUGUGUCCUGGUUCUGAAAGGGAAAGUGCGCGAAUUUUAGCGCCUCCUCGGAAAAAUCGGAGAAUGCUUUCUGCUCAAGGUGUCCUUCUGUUGAUUAUACCUUACAUAACUGCAGAAACAUUUACUGUGGGAUACAUAACAGGAUCUCAAAGACAUCCCGGCGAUUUCGAAUACUCAAAACCGGGAAGAACGAUAUCUGGAGCAAUAUCUUUGGCUGUCGAAGAAAUAAACAAUGGAACACUCGGUAAGAUGGGUCAUCAACUGAAAUAUAUCGUUGCCGAAACAUUCGGCAAGGAGGUGAUUAGCGUCCAAAAAACUGCCGACUUAUGGAAAAUGAACGUCUCAGGAUAUAUUGGACCUCAAGAAACAUGCGAGCAUGAAGCUUUUCUUGCUUCUGCUUUCAAUCUUCCAAUGAUUUCUUAUUAUUGCAUUCAUCAUGCUACGUCUGAUAAAUCGAAAUUUCCAACAUUUGCCAGGACACGACCGCCAGACACUCAAAUAUCAAAAUCAGUUGCUUCCGUUUUGUUGGCGUUCAAAUGGACCCAUGUGAUUCUGCUUUACUUGAAAUCGGCAGAUUAUGAAGAAUUCGAACAAGUGGCCGAAAUAAUAAAAGAAGUCCUUCGAAAUGCCGAUAUAACUGUAACCGCUUGUAAGAAUUGGUAUGAGCCUUUCCACUACGGAUACGAUAUUAACCCAUUUUACGCAAUUCUGGAAGAAACCUAUCGAGACACAAGAAUAUUCGUUAUAUUAGGACAUCAUUAUGAACAUUUGGGCUUAAUGAUAGCCAUGGAAGAUUUGAAUUUAUUCGAUGAAGGCAAUUAUUUCGUAGUUGGAGUGGAUAUUGAACAGUACGAUGCUAGGGUUCCCCAGAAAUACAUGAAGGGGUUGUUGAAAACGGAGAAGAUUCCAGUAGCAGAUAAGGCAUUUCGUUAUUAUUUGGGAAUAGUUCCUUCAAGUCCUUUGGGCUACGAGAAUUUUUCGAAACUUGUUAACGAGUAUAUGGAACUGCCGCCGUUCAGUUUUCCAAAUCCCUCGCAUUAUGUUGGAGGCAGAAAAAUGAUUCCCGCAGAAGCGGCAUAUCUGUACGAUGCCGUUCAUCUCUACGCAAGAGCCCUCAUUUCCGCUCUGAAAAAUGGGACUAAUCCAAGGAAUGGAACUGCUAUAAUCGAAUUCAUGAAAGAAACGCAUUACAAAAGUGCUAUGGGAUAUAUAGUGUAUAUGGACGAAAAUGGAGAUGCCGAGGGAAAUUAUACCUUAAUAGCUAGAAAGCCUUUAAGCAACAAUAGUAGAGGCUAUGGCCUAUUUCCUGUUGGAAAUUUUGCGUUGCGGAAUUCGAAUACGAAAUUACCUAUAUUAAACCUUCACAGUCAAAUCGAUUGGUUCAAUGGAUAUCCUCCAAUAGCUGUACCAGUUUGUGGUUUCAGAGGAGAGAAUUGUAUCAGUCACACAAUCGAAAUUCUCUAUGGAGUCACAGGGGGAGUAUUUUUAAUCCUCUUGAUUAUAUUUUUCGCACUUUAUAGAAACUGGAGAUAUGAGCAAGAAUUAGACAGCCUAAUAUGGAAAAUAGAUUUCAGAGAUAUACAAAUGAAUGAUGAUGAGAAAAUAACUUCAAAGGCAACUAGGCAAAACCAUCCAUUAAUAAGAACUAGUCAAGUUUCUCUCAGCUCGAAUCCGGAUGCCGAUUUCCGAUACUCAACAAUUUUUACUCAAAUCGGUAUUUACAAAGGUCGAGUAUUCGCCAUGAAGAAUAUUAAUAAGAAAUCUAUCGAUAUAACGAGGGAAAUGAAGAAAGAAUUGAAAAUGAUGAAAGAUCUUCAACAUGAUAAUCUGAACUCUUUCAUUGGUGCUUGUACUGAGCCACCAAAUAUUUGCAUCAUAACAGAAUAUUGCACGAGGGGGAGUUUAAAGGACAUUUUGGAAAACGAAGACGUUAAAUUGGACAAUAUGUUCAUAGCGUCUCUAGUGAGCGAUAUUUUAAGGGGAGUCAUCUAUUUACACGAGUCACCAAUUCGUUUUCAUGGCUCUCUCCACACGGGCAAUUGCCUGGUGGACUCUCGUUGGGUGGUCAAAUUAACGGAUUUUGGACUGAAAGAGUUCAAGAGAGGGAUUUCACAAGAGGAUUUAUUCAAGGAUCCUACAAAAACGAAAGAAAAGUUCCGUAAACUACUUUAUAGGGCUCCAGAAAUUCUAAGAAUGUCAGACGGUUUCGACCUGAAUAAUACACAGGGCAGUCAAAAAGGAGAUUCAUACGCAUUUGGUAUCAUUCUUUUCGAACUUUAUAACAGGCAUGGCCCUUUCGGAGACAGUAAUUUAUUAACAACUGAAAUAUUGACCAGAAUCAAGAACGUAACAAGUCCUCCGUUCAGACCUCCAAUAGAAUCACUAGAAAAUAGUUUUGAUUUUGUACGUGACUGCUUGAAGGAGUGCUGGCAGGAGAAUCCAGAAGAUCGUCCAGAUUUUAAGAGCAUUCGAACGAAAUUGAGGCCUUUGAGAAAAGGAAUGAAAUCUAAUAUUUUCGACAAUAUGAUGGCAAUGAUGGAGAAAUACGCAAACAACUUGGAGGUUUUAGUUGAUGAGAGAACGGAUCAACUACAAGAGGAAAAGAAAAAGACCGAAUCUCUUCUGUAUGAAAUGCUACCAAGGAGUGUGGCAGAUCAACUGAAAAAGGGUAAUAAAGUUGAAGCAGAGUGUUUCGACUGUGUCACCAUAUAUUUUAGCGAUAUAGUUGGUUUUACUUCAAUGUCUGCGGAGAGUACUCCUCUUCAAGUAGUGGAUUUCUUGAACGAUCUUUAUACGUGUUUCGACUCAAUAUUGGAAAACUAUGACGUGUAUAAGGUGGAGACAAUAGGAGACGCUUACAUGGUGGUUAGUGGUUUACCCAUCAGGAAUGAAAAUCAGCAUGCUGCAGAAAUAGCCACGAUGUCUCUUCAUUUGCUCUCUGCAGUUUCCAAAUUCACAAUACGCCAUAGACAGAAAGAAAAACUUCUUUUACGCAUAGGAAUACAUUCUGGGCCGGUAUGUGCUGGAGUUGUUGGACUUAAAAUGCCGAGAUAUUGCCUGUUUGGUGAUACAGUUAAUACAGCUAGUAGAAUGGAAUCAACUGGAAUGCCUCUAAAGAUUCAUUGCAGUGAACAAUGUGGGCAUUUAUUAAACAUAAUUGGAGGAUAUCAUUUAGUUGAGAGAGGUUUUGUCAAUCUCAAAGGUAAAGGAGAACAAAAAACUUAUUGGCUUCUAGGGGAAGAUCCAUAUUCUAGACAAAUGCGGACAGAGCAACGUAAGAUUCGAAGAGGCAUUCAGGUCGAAAAAUCUCCAAGAAGCUGCAUAACUGAUAGUAGUGGGCACGUGAUUACGAGAAGCUCCCUAAAAUCUAAGAACAAUACCAACAGAAGUCCAAUUCCCAGAUGUUCUUCCUUCGAGAGUCCGAAGCGUUUGCGUUUUGCCAGUCCUGAUCUGUCAAAAAAAACAAAUCAAACGCAAUUCUUAGAAGUCAUAUCGGAUGAUGGUUCUAACCAUAUGAAUGAAUGUUCGAAUAAGCGUAGACGUAGCUGCAGAAAUAGCUGGAAAGGAUGCAGUUCCUCCUGUCCUUGCAUAGAAGAAUUGACUAAUUCGACAAACUUGCCAGCCAAGCCUCAGUUUUCGAAAAAUGUUACUGAAAACUACUCAAAAACCUCUUGUUCCAGCGUUCCUUCCCUUUAUCCUCACUUGUCAGUACCACAUCAGCCUAUUAUUCAUACCUUAUCAGCGCCAUCUAGUCCCAGAAAGCCAGAAAAUUUCGUCGACAAUAUGCUUUCAAAAUUUCCAGAAUGUGAAGAAGUGAUUCCAUGGCCUGAAUCGACCCCAUUAUUGAAAAUUACCGAGCAUCAAAGCUAUGCUUGAGAAAAAAACUUGCUCGUUAUAUUCAGCUGAUUUACAUUUACAAUGAAAAGUUAUUCCUUAAAAUACAUCUGAAUUUGAUAAAUAACUUAUACAUUGAGUAUAUAGAAAUAUAGAUAUUUAAUAUACUCAAUGCUUAUACCAAGUAUACCCACUUAUGAGUGAUUAUAACUUAUGUGAGUCUUCCUUGGAUGUCAUAAUUUUUCUUGUAGUUUAUGAUAAAGCAGUUUAUGAAAAAAAAAUGGUUUUACUCAACUCCAUUUAAUACAUAGGCACCUUCAUAUUUCACUAUUUUUCAAGAUUGGUGUGGGUGGAUUCAGACAUCAACUGAGGAAGUGAAAAUAGAAAAA
This is a messenger RNA of Coccinella septempunctata (seven-spotted ladybird), 4266 nucleotides long. RefSeq names its product guanylate cyclase 32E-like. The record is from RefSeq and is a predicted model, not a curated record. The transcript is spliced from 22 exons. Bases 107 to 3919 code for a protein of 1270 amino acids. Gene Ontology annotation, molecular function: guanylate cyclase activity; ATP binding; protein kinase activity. Lineage: Eukaryota; Metazoa; Arthropoda; Insecta; Coleoptera; Coccinellidae. Gene Ontology annotation, biological process: cGMP biosynthetic process; protein phosphorylation; receptor guanylyl cyclase signaling pathway.